CAGAAGGCCUGCUGAUCUAAAGUAAUCGGCGAUGUCCUGGGGAUCCUUAUAAAAGGGUCACGCAAACCAGGCGUCCCACAUUCUUGCGCGACGGGAGGCGGUCAUUUGAUCGUAUCGUGCUGAACGACUUGAACUCUUCUGGAAUAGCAACACCUCAAAACGACUACUACAUCGAGCAUCGGCAGACAUAAGCUUUGCAAAACCAUGGCUUUUCGUUAUCUAUGGCUUGCGGUCGCCUUCACGGCUCUCUCAUCGACUGUUGCACGUGUCUUUCCAGGAUCAACUUGCAACUUCACUGGAAUAGACGUGGAUGGCGCGAUUGCGAGACUCAUCACCAAGUUUCCCGAUCACGAGUUUAUAGGCCCCGAAAAAUUUUACCCGGUAUUUGCUGGCUUUGAAAUACGCGGUAUCAAUGCGAGUGGAUUCCACAAGUUGCAACAGUAUGGUCCGGCGAUCCCGUACUGCAUGAAUGGUUCCCGCAUGGUGCAAGUAGACUUCAUAAAAACAGGCGACGUGGUGCUGACAACCCCCUGGAGACACUGUUCUGGACAAGAAGGCACAAUUACGCUGCGUUCUGAGGUAUCGCGUUUUACGACGCAGUUUCACAUUGCACAAAGUGAGAGAGAAGAGGACAUCAAGCUUUUCUGCCGGGGACCCACAAUUCCUUUGACAACCGAGAACAUCCAGAUCAACGUGGAUGGUGCCGGACCAAACGCAAAUACAGUGGCGGGAAUCCUGGCCAUGGUGUUUCCCGGAAUAACCAAGGAGUUGUGGAAUCAGCAGUUCUUCUACCCACUCAGCCGAGCUUUUAUCAAGCCUUUAAUUAGAUGUGCAAUAAUACAUUCAUGUAACAUCAAACCAUAUUUUUAUGAACUAUAGCUGGUUCCCGGCGAUGCGGCAGGAACAAGAAAUGGAGUGGGGGAAAAGCCUUGGCGAGAUUGCUCAUGAAAUAAACCG
Messenger RNA from Dermacentor silvarum, 957 nucleotides. RefSeq lists its product as uncharacterized. The record is from RefSeq and is a predicted model, not a curated record. The transcript has 3 exons. Lineage: Eukaryota; Metazoa; Arthropoda; Arachnida; Ixodida; Ixodidae. The coding region runs from base 205 to 879 and encodes 224 amino acids.